This is a messenger RNA of Leptosia nina, 879 nucleotides long. The record is from the annotation of a GenBank genome assembly. Lineage: Eukaryota; Metazoa; Arthropoda; Insecta; Lepidoptera; Pieridae.
AUGCAAAUGAAAUCCUACGCAAAUGGACAACACGAACCAAUAAAUUAUUGUAUCGACAUUGUAAGGCAGCAUGAUUAUGAAAACUAUUUAGCAACACUCCUUAUGACAAGAUCUAUUCGAAAUCCAGCUCUAGUGCUCAGAGCUUUUAAUGUUGAAAUAGCAAGAGUGCAAGAUCAAACAAUGGAUACUCAGAUUGCAAACAUGAGAUUACAGUUUUGGCAAGACUCUUUAAGUACUAUUUAUAAAAAAUCUGUAGAUCUGUCUUCUAUACCAGCAAAUCCUGUCACUCAAGAAUUGUUUAAAGUCUGCAAAACAUAUAAACUACCUCAGAUGUACUUGGAAAGAUUAAUUACCUCUAGAAGAAAUAUGUUAAAAACAAAGUUCUUUAGGACUUUAGAAGAUAUUGAGUCACAUUCUGAAAAUUCAGUUUCUUCAAUUUACUAUCUUCUACUAUGUAUAGCUUCUGUGACUGAUGUACAUGCAGAUCAUGCUGCUUCACAUUUAGGUAAAGCACAGGGAAUAACAAAUAUAUUGAGAUCUAUUCAUGUAUCCAAUCACCAUAAAAUGGUGUCAUUACCAAUGGAUGUUUUAAUGAAGAAUAAAGUAAGUCAAGAAUCAAUUUUGAGGGGCAUAGAUUGUGAAAAUAUGAGGAAUGUUGUUUUUGAAGUAGCGAGCAGAGCUAACAGUCAUUUACAAAAGGCAAGGAGUAUAAAAAUACCCAAAAUUGCUAACCAAAUAUUCUUACCAGCAAUACCUGUUGAAAGGUAUCUAACAAAACUUCAGACAAAUCACUUCAAUAUUUUUGAACUUUCUCUACAGCAAAGGAAUCCCACAUUACCAUUUAAUUUAUAUUUUAAGAGACUUCUGAACAAGUACUAG